AUGGGCUUCCGAAAUGAGAUUGCAGGCAUUUGUGAGUCAAACCUUUUGGAUUUGCAACGGUUUGUGAGAACCCAAUUUCUCUCAAUUCCAAGAUCAUCAUGGACUGUGGCAUUGAAGGAUCUGAUCGCUUGCCAAGUCACACCUUGCUUGCACGUCACCACCUCUGGGUGGUCUGGGCCUGUUGUGGCUCAGGCCAGAGAAAUUGCUGAAAAAUUGUCCAAUCAGAAGAUGGACACCCUCGACAGUCUCAACUUGAAGUUGGGGUGUGCCGUGGCCGCAGGUUGCCUAGACAAGCACCCCCUUAUUCAGGGGGUGCUUGUUGCUGCCGUUGAAAAAGCCCGAAGGUUGGAGAAAAAUGUCCAAAGCAUGAAAGGACUCCAAGUGUCCAGUUUGGAGCUUGCCAAGAUGUCAGAUGCCGGCAUCACUCUGUCAUUAGCUGCUGGGAACAAACGGUUGUUGGACCUGUUCCACCUGGCGUGGACCUGUCCGCAGCUCCCAUUGAGCAAUUUGCAUGCCCGCAACUUGCCAGAAGCUUUCAUGGCAUUCGCCUAUGGCGACGUGUUGCGCACCAAUGCUACCAUCAUCUCUGGCCUACUUGAGCCGAAGAAGAAGGAGGGCGAGGACACUGCAUGUGCCAAGAUGCGUCGCAGCCGGCGACGUCUCACUUUGGCAUUUGAUCGCACGUACCUGCUCCAAGCCAUUGAUGUGGUACAGUUACGCUGUGGCAAAGGGUACAUUGGCACAUCAUUCGACAUGAGCAGCCUGAACAACUCUGCAAACUCAGGUGAUCAGAAAACAGGCCGUACAGGCCACUUCUUGCCCUUGCGCUCCCCAUCUGAUGUCACCGAGACAGAAAAGUGGAGUGGGUGGGAUUGCCCAUCCUCUGAGGGCCCAUCCUGUGUGGAUCUUGUCGCUAUGGAGCAGACAGAUCAGAAAGAUCAGAAAGAUCAGAAAGAUCAGAAAGAUCACAAUGAUCAGAAAGAUGAGGAUUCGUGGGACGCAACGACCCUGGAUUAUGCCCACGAGAUGCUCGAAUGUGUGGCGUGGGACCCACAGUUCGCGAAGCUUCCCCGGUUCAGCACAUGUUGCGUGCCUGUAUCAUAUGAGAUGAGCAAACUCGAUAUGACCAUUCUGAUGGGCAAGAUCCUGCAGCAGUGCGGGUCAGAAGUCCGUUGCCUUACCUUCGACAACGCCACGUCCCAUGGCCUUAUCAAGGCCUUUGUCAUGGGCAGGUUUGCCCUCAACGGGCCGGCGCAUGUUCAGAAGAAUUUCUGCUCCCAACUCAGAAGCCCAAUCCGGACUAUAACGUUCGGACGCUAUUUCGUUGACUAUGGAGCCACGCUCGACACAGCCAUGCCGCCGGGACCCUUUGUGGGGUACGACAGCAUGUCGGACAAGGAAGCUGCAACCUUCCUCAACAGCUACUUCCUGAAUGCAAACAUGCAAGACCUUGAUGCGGUGCAGAUUCCGUGGUCCCUGGUGGGGCUGUUGCUGUUGAACUUCGUCGAAGCGCUGGCUGUGGGUGCUGCAUUUCAUCCGUCUCUUCAGCCCAUUCAGAGGCUGGAGAACGCUUUGACGGCAUAUGCAUUGCUUGAUUUGGGGCGCAUGUUGGCGUCCGAGACUGCGGCGCAAGAGGGCUGCUCAGUAUCAUCACGUUGGCUCUCACCUCAAACCAAUCAGCAUUUACAAGAGCUUUGUGGCCUGGUAGCCAUAGCUGUCAUGGGCCUUCCUGGUGAUGCAGAAUUCUUGCCCCAUCGCAGCUCGGAGUUACCACUGGAAGCGUUCUUCGGCAGUUUACGUGCCCAAUUCAACUCAUCACAGAUGUCGGCCAGAGACUAUUGCUUCGCUUCUUCCAAAGCAAUGUUCCAGACAAUGAAGAGGAUCACCAGUGAUCAUGGCUGCACCUUCCACACCGACCAGAUCCUUGACGAUGCCUACUUGAAGCCAGUCUCAGACGCAGAAUUCGAGGCCUGUGCCGCUUGUUCCCUGGGUGCUGCUGUGAAGCUGAUGGCAUGCUGUUCUCAGUAUAGCAGAUCAGAGCUGCUGGACAAGUACGUGGCCCAGUGCGCCAAAGAGCCUGACGAGAUGGCUGAAAUGAUGCUUGACAUGCAUUCUGUGGAGGUUGAGGAUGAUCCAGUGGAUGUUUCAGACCUGUCAGAAUUUGAGGAGUUUGUCGUCACUGAGCCCACCGGUGAGCCUAAGAUAUCUGAUAUGUCUGGGGCAGAUCUGAAGUGUUACCAGCUUCUGAAUCAGAUCAAAGCCCGUCAAGCGGCCAACCGCGUCACAUUCGAAGGCAUUCGUGAAGAUGGCACCUGUAUGGAAGAGCUUCCAGAGAGGCAAGCCCAGCGUCUGGGUUGUGGGCGCAAGCUGCCACCCCCAGAGCUAGACAAAUCUACAUGGGAUGAGGUCCUCGAUGUGGAUGAUGUGGAUGACGAUCAGACAUGCGCAAGAUCCACCAGGAUGAAGAAACUGGUGACCUUAUCGCAGGUCUUUGCCGAGGUUCGACUGGGUGAUGGGGUGGAGUUGACCAAGAUCGAACCAGUGCUGGGGCCCUUGUGGCAGUGUCUUACCAACAUCAGAACAAAGGCAGAUCAUCACGCCUUGCCAAGACCAUACAGAUUCCGAACAACAAAAAAACCACUGAAUUGGUACGCUUCUGCCCAGCGACUGGCGGCCCAAGUGAGAGCCAUCUGUGGCCUCCCAGCCAAGAGGUGUUCCAGAGCCUAUGCAUGGAGAAACCUUGCGGCAUCCUUCAAAAAAAGACAUGGCCUUGAAGAUGCCGCUGCUGAGGUUUGUGCUGGCACGCCAGUCCUCUAUUGCCCUCCAAAAGACCGUGCUUGGCGAGUAGGUGUCAUUCUGACCUGCUGGAGGUACACAGCAAAGAAGGGGGUUCGCUCUGGCGCCAAGCCUUGUACCAUGGCUAUCCCCAGGGAUGUGUGCAGGUACUGCCGGAUUUGCCAGAUGCAGCCUGAUGAGAAUGAUGAUUCUACUUGGAGAUGCCGGGCUUCAAGUUCUACCAGGGUCUGCGACAUCAACCGGGUGGCGCUGUUUCUCUCUGCUGAGGCGCAUCCAAGCAUUGACGGUCUCAAGCUGGUUUUGUCCUCCAAGUCCUUGGAGGCCGUCCGCCAUGCUCAUCUCUGGGACGAAUGGCCAGCGCACUUGCGGGACUUGGAUGAUUUCAAGUCAGCAAGACAAGGACCAGUGGCCGACUUGGCUUUUGCUGCCAAACAACAAUGCAAACCUGUGCGAAAGAGGCGGCAAAGAAGGAAGCAAAAAGCACGGAAAGCACCGAAAGUCAUUACGCCUGCAAAAGGCGUGGAGAUCAUCGACGAUGACAACGAGUCAGCUGAUGAUGCCCAUAACAGUGUGCAUCUUGCUGAUUCUGACAUGUCUGAUGCAGAAGCCACUGGAGCAAAUGACCAGUCCAAAGCGUCCCAGGCAGAUCAGGUGGAGACAGUGCACCCAGUAGAGAAGGGCAAAAAGACACUCAAAAGCUUGCAGAAGAAGACCAAAGAAGCAGUUGACAUGCAGGAGAAACCAGAGAAGAGCAAGGAGAUUUUGGUGCCUUGGUGGGCUAUUGUGUAG
This is a messenger RNA of Cladocopium goreaui, 3585 nucleotides long. NCBI's taxonomy places the organism in Eukaryota, Dinophyceae, Suessiales, Symbiodiniaceae. The record is from the annotation of a GenBank genome assembly.